Molecule: messenger RNA, 3562 nt
Organism: Paramuricea clavata
Lineage: Eukaryota; Metazoa; Cnidaria; Anthozoa; Malacalcyonacea; Plexauridae
Source: the annotation of a GenBank genome assembly
AUGUCGCUAACUGGAAUACUACUUGAUGUUUCUGGUUCUAUGGAGAAGAACAUUGGAAGCGGUACUGACGAAGAAGGUGGACCAUGGGCUCAGUCUAUUUUCAAUGUUAUCGAUGACCUUAUUGAACAUGAUCUUACGUCUGAGAAUCGUGUUUUUGUGCUGAAUGUCCCGGCAAAGAAAUAUUUGAUGUUAUUGCAACUCUUCAGCAAUUUGAAAACACGAACAGGCCUGCAACUGAAGACCGCAUCAACGAGAUCCUUGAUAUUCUCGAGACAAACGGUGCACGCAACAUACGUAAUUGGGUUGGCAAUGUUAAACCGAUUCAAGAUAUACUAUCUGAUUAUAUGGCAACACUGACUCUGCGAGAAUUUGAGUUGGACAAACAGUUUGUCAAAAAAUUUGUGGACGAUUUUUUACCAUCCAGUUGUCGUGAUAAAGUAGAAGCAGCAUCUCAUGCUGGCGGCCAACCUCGAACCCAGUCUUUCAAUCUGAGUGAGAGGAGCGAAGAAUCAAUCCCGAUCUUUCUCGUUCCAAGAACUGGCACAUCCACAAGCCCAGAUUUUUAUUUUCAAUCCAGAGGAGCGCAGAAUGAAAACUGGGGUUCAUGGUUGCUUGGCGGCGUACUAUUUGGUCUACGUAAAGUAGCGAACGGGGUAGAGGAUGCUACUUCAUGGACAGCUAGUUGUCUUAGAUCAGCUACGAGAGAAGAUAUUGAAGAAGUUGUAAGAAAGGCAAAAUGCUAUUUAGCCUUUCGCGUUUUAAAAGACGUAGGGACCCACUCUAUAUUCAGUGUGCAAGAUGCUUCCCGCAUUAUCCGUGGAUGCGUUGGUGAAAAGAAACUUAACGAACUUUCUAAAGAGCGGAAACAAGAGUUACUUGAGAACGUCGAGCCUUUCAUUUAUGGCGGAACGCCGUUGUAUGAAUCUCUCGAAAAGGCAAUAAAGCUUUUCGAAGAAGACUCUUCUGAAAACAAAUUGCUUUUCGUGCUAUCAGAUGGAGAGCCUGCAGACGGCAGUAUUAAAGAUAUCGCCAAGAUCAACCAAAUUACCUCCAAACUAAGAAAUGCAGGCGUCAAAAUAGUAUCUUGUUUUAUCACUGCAUCCACAAAUAUUGAUCCAAAACAAACAUACGAUGAAAUUUCGCCUGGUUGGGAAUCUGGAGCCAAGUUUCUGUUUUCGUUGAGCUCUGAAGUACGAACACAGGAUUUAGUGGCACGAGCCGUUUUGGUCAAACGUGGUUGGAAGAUCGACAUCGCCAAAAAUGAAACAAAAUUGUUCAUCCAAGUCAAUCAUCCGGACAACUUAAGGUAUAUUUUGGUGGGAGGGACAACAGAAAGGGACCUUAUGGGGGUAGUAAAUGGAGAAAGCACGAGUAGGUUGGAGGAAAGAGGGAGGUCCAGGAUCUUACAGAAGAAAAUUUAGGGGCUUGAUUUUCUGUAUUUUCAGGAACAAUUGUUUUGGAUAUACUAGUAUUCCAUCAAGACAAACUAAUUUUUGUAAUAUAAUCAUAAAUUGUCAAAACUCAUAAAAUAUUCAAACUUAGUUAUGAAUAUCUAAAAAGUACUGAACAGCAAAAUUUUCUAAUUUCCAAACUAAUGAUAACACUAUCAGGGAUCUUCCCUGGGGGAGGAGGCAAGUAAUUUCGUGGCGGUGCCCGCAUUACGGGAACUUAAUUAGUUUAACUUAGCUCCUCAGCUUAUCUGUUGAACAGGACCUGUCGCGCUAGUCUGCUCUCUGUUGUUAAUAAUCUGACAUUUUAUGUAACCACUUUCAGCAAAGCUUGCGAAAUGGCCAAAGAUGUCGUCUGUUCUUCAGAUGCCUUAUCUGAUUUGCUGGUAUCAGUUGACCUCGACAUAUAUAUCAACCAAACCACUGAAGAGUUUAUACCGAAUAAACAACAGGGAGGAACCUGCUAUGCGAAUGCAUCCGCUGCUGUUCUAGAUUUGGCAAUGAAACGAAUUCUCGGUCGAGAAGGAGGUUAUCCAAAUUUUCACGAGUUAAAAGAUAAAAUUAUCAAGGCUUACGGCAGGAAAGGUGCUAAUACCAGUGAAGUUCUGAAGAAAAUAUGUCCGGAGUACCGUUUACGCUGCCGCAAAGUCUGCAUCAAAGGGGCUAUGGAAGCUAUUGCGGAGAAGCGCCCCGUGGUAUCAAGAUUUCGCCUCACAGACAAUGAAUGGAAGAGUUUUAAAAAGUUUUACCUGGAAAAUCCAAAAGGUAGUAUACUCACGCAAAAUGAGCUUGAUGUUCGUAAGCGUCCAAUCAGUGCUCCCCUAAAAGGCCAUGCUGUCGUUUUGACAAGUUACAAUAGCAAGUAUUUAACCUUCAUGAAUUCUUGGGGAGAAAAGUUGGCAGACAAUGGAUUCUUCAGAGUGCAAAAAGCAGAAGUGCUUGGUGAUCAGCUAGAAUUCUUCGAUGUUUACUGGGAGUUGGAUGACCUAUCCGAAGGAGAAAAAGAGUAUUACCGCAAACACGGAUCUGAAGUAGCUGCAAAGUUGAUGAAAUCGUUGAAAGGCUUGCAAAAAGCGAAAUACACCUGCCCAAGAUGUAAGCAAACAUCGUUGGUUACUGAAUUUAAUGGAACGUUGUCGAAAGUUCAGUGUCCGAAAUGUCCGCACGAAUUUUCAACCAACGAUAACGCAGGGAACAUUCUAGCAUUAAAUAUGUACUUGACAUCUUUGAGUAGAUAACAAUGCUCUGUAUGUUGAGGUGUAUAUUACUCGAAAAAUCUUUAUAAUCCAUAUGCAGUAUUAUUGUAAUCUAUCGCAGUAACUAAUUUUUUGGUCUUGAAUAUAAUUGUAUAUCUGUGCAUGAUGAGAUAACUAUGACAGUAUAAGUUAUCUGAAAUGUCAAUAUAGUCGAUAUAUAUAGUUUCAUAAAGUUGUAAUCUAUGGUACGAUUUAAGAAAAGACGGAACAGUUGAGAUAACUUCCCAAAGGCCAAAGGACAUGCAUACGUACUUAAUAUGAUAAUCACAUAUAUAUUUCCUAGCAUAUAUAAAAUGGUAUUACUUUCAUCAAAUUGUAAAAAUACAAAUGUAAAUAUAUCUUACUUUCUUGGAUGUAGAAUGAGGGGGAAGGGGGGGGGGCUCAGGAAGGUUUAGCCUCCCUUGUUAGAAGCCCCCUUUGUUAAAAAUUUCAUGUCGGUUUGGGGGCUGCCAAUAUUAUAUAUUCAUAGCCUGGAACGUUCUUUGUAACUGUAAUGUUGAAAUGAUGCGGUAAUGAUGUUAAAUCUGUACUUGAUUGCUAUGAUCAUACUUUAGUUUAUGUACCUGGCUCCAGCAUGAAAAUAUAUCAGAAUCACCCUCCACACCUUGUCACCCUCACGUCUUGUCAUCCCCCUUUUUUAAGAGCCCCUUCUUAUCAUUCCAGUUGUACACUACUGCUCACUUUUACUUAUUACCCGAUGUCCUGAUUGCAAAUGUCUAAAAGACCUGAUUCCUGAUUGGCUAGCAAGCACUGCAGGCUAAAGGGUUAAUUUUGGUUGCGCAGUCAUCACAGUAGUCUGCUCGCAGCCUGAAAUUUAGAAAGGGAAAAUUUCAUCUUCUAAAUGUCAAGCUGCGAGCA